Pterocles gutturalis (yellow-throated sandgrouse) is the source of this 3529-nucleotide messenger RNA. RefSeq names its product eukaryotic translation initiation factor 4E nuclear import factor 1 (gene EIF4ENIF1). Gene Ontology annotation, cellular component: cytoplasm; nucleus. The record is from RefSeq and is a predicted model, not a curated record. Gene Ontology annotation, molecular function: mRNA binding. Gene Ontology annotation, biological process: negative regulation of translation. Lineage: Eukaryota; Metazoa; Chordata; Aves; Pterocliformes; Pteroclidae.
UGGUCAAAGGCUUUGAAGUAACCAUGGAUAAAAGAGGAGGCAUAACAGAAACUGAAAAUGGUGAUGCUUUCCUGGAGCUGAACAGAAUUACAACAAAAUACCCACAUCGUUACACGAAGGAGGAACUGCUGGAUAUUAAAGAGCGUCCCUACUCUAAGCAAAGACCUUCUUGUCUUUCUGAAAAAUAUGACAGUGAUGGUGUCUGGGAUCCAGAGAAGUGGCAUGCAUCUUUAUAUCCAAGUUCAGGAAGAACUUCACCAGUGGAAAGCUUUAAAAAAGAUUUGGAUUCAGAUCGGACUUCUCUUAUGCGUAGGAUUGUAGAUCCAAGAGAGCGAGUGAAAGAAGAUGACCUGGAUGUAGUCUUAAGUCCACAAAGGCGAAGCUUUGGAGGUGGCUGUCAUGUAACUGCAGCUGUUAGCUCACGUCGAGCAGGGAGCCCAUUAGAAAAGGAGAAUGAUGGCAUUCGUGUUAUUGGUGGCCGUAGGAUUGGCAGUGGAAGAAUUAUCUCUUCUCGUAACUUUGAUAAAGACCACCGGGGUGGUGAAAAAGACUUGCGUGAUUCUAGAGAUGCAAGAGACCGAGAUCGUGAGAGGGACUACAAAGAUAAACGCUUCAGGAGGGAAUUUGGUGACAGCAAACGUGUCUUUGGGGAGCGAAGAAGGAAUGACUCUUACACUGAAGAGGAACCUGAGUGGUUCUCUGCUGGUCCCACAAGUCAGUCUGAAACCAUUGAGCUCACAGGCUUUGAUGAUAAAACUUUGGAGGAAGAUCACAAAGGGAGGAAACGUACAAGACGACGCACGGCCUCAGUAAAAGAAGGGAUAGAAUGCAAUGGUGGAGUGGCAGAAGAGGAUGAAGUGCAAACUGUCCUUGCUAAUGAAACUCCAGCAGAUCAAGAAGUUCCUAGGGAAGCUGUUUUACAGGAGCCAGCUCCAGGAGAGUUUGACUUCAAUGAGUUCUUUAACUUGGAUAAAAGUGUUCCUGGCCUGGCUUCGAUGAUAGAGGAUGUGCUGGGGGAAGGUUCAGUGUCUGCCAGCAGGUAUUUGUGGUUUUCUAAUCCUAGUCGUUCUGGAAGUCGGUCAAGCAGCUUGAGAUCUACACCACAUGAGGAACUGGAGAGGCUAGCAGGUCUAGAGCAAGCCAUUCUCUCCCCUGGCCAGAACUCUGGAAACUACUUUGCUCCCAUUCCAUUGGAAGACCACUCUGAAAACAAAGUGGACAUCCUAGAAAUGCUACAGAAAGCCAAAGUGGACUUAAAACCUCUUCUCUCAAGUCUUUCAGCCAACAAGGAAAAGCUUAGAGAGAGCACACAUUCAGGAGUUGUACUUUCAGUGGAAGAAGUUGAAGCUGGGCUAAAAGGCCUGAAAGUGGAUCAGGAGGGAAAAAUUGCUACUCCAUUUAUGGCUGAGCAAAUGGAGGAGGCACUGAAUGUCACUGGCUCCAGACAGAUCAAGAAAGAUGGAGAUAUGACUGCAUUUAACAAACUAGUCAGCAGUAUGAAAGCAAGUGGGACUCUACCUUCACAGCCCAAAGUCAAUCAGAGCCUUGAGAGCCACUUAAUGUCACCUCCAGAGAUGCCAGGCCAGCCUCUAUCAAAGAAUAUUCUGCAGGAACUUCUUGGCCCACCCAUUACCAGACCUGCUUCAUCAAAUGUCUUAAGUGGCCUGAUAGGGGGUUUGGAACCUGCAGCCUCUUUACUGACACAGAGAGCACCUUCUCCCCCUAUUCCACCUGUGUUUCCAACUCGAGCUGCUUCUGCAGAUUACCUGCGCCAUAGAAUAUCUUCACCCAUUGGUUUUGGACAAGGUUCUCAGCAAUUGCUUGGUGAUCCAUUUUCAGGUGUAAGGAAGCCCAUGAGUCCAGUUGCUGCACAGAUGAGUCCCUUGGAAAUACAGCAAGCUGCAUUAGAGGGACUAGCAUUGCCACAUGACUUAGCCAUACAGGCAGCAAACUUCUAUCAGCAUGGCUUUGGUAAACCCCAGAUGGACAAAAGCAGAGAUGGCUACAGAAACAGGCAGCAGCGAGUGACUAAAUCGCCUGCACCAGGACACAGAGGGAAUGCCUCUUCUCCAGCCCCUACAGCAUCCAUUACUAGCAUGCUGUCUCCUUCCUUUACACCUACCUCGGUGAUUCGCAAGAUGUACGAGAGCAAGGAGAAGAGCAAAGAGGAGACAGUUUCUGGGAAAAUGAAAGUCAGUGAUGGUAAAGAUGAAAAUCGGAGGCCAAAUGAAGAUAACCUACUAUCUAGUUCUGUGGAGAAUGCAGAUCAAGAAACUUUGCCCACCUUAGGUACCAAAAUACCUGCACUGCAACGCUCUGCAUGUUCCACACCUCUUAACCAAGCAAAUCGUUGCACCAAAGAGCAAGACUACAGGCCUAAGUCAACUGGUAGAAAGACUCCUACGAUGGCCUCCCCAGUACCAGGAGGCCCUUUUCUUCGUCCUGUUCAUCAAGUACCCCUUGUUCCCCAUGUACCAAUUGUACGACCUGCUCAUCAACUGCAUCCAGGAUUGGUCCAGAGAAUGCUGGCACAGGGGGUUCAUCCACAACAUCUUCCUCUGCUGCAAGCAGGUAUGCUUCCUCCUGGAGUGGACCUGUCUCACUUGCAGGGAAUAUCUGCUCCCAUCCUUGGCCAACCUUUUUAUCCGCUACCAUCAGCAAGCCAUCACAUCUUAAAUCCACGCUCUGGGACACCUUUGCAGCUAGCAAUGAUGCAACAGCAACUACAACGAUCAGCUUUACAUUUCACAGGCACUGGAGCACAGGGAUCACCUGCUGGUGCACAAACAACCCCUCAAAAUGUGCUGCCUCGGACUGGAUUAUCUCAUGGGCACACACAGCUUGACCAUCGCCCCAGCCAGAGAAGUGGCUCUCCCAUUGGCCUUGCCAAAUGGUUUGGUUCAGAUGUUUUGCAGCAGCCUCUCCCUUCCAUGCCAUCCAAAGUCAUCAGUGUAGAUGAACUGGAAUAUCGUCAGUGAACAGUGACCACUGGGUGGGACACUUGCGAUUCUUUAGACUGGAUAAAAAUGUCCAUAGUCAGGACUUCACCUCUGUUUGUUUUUUGGGGCUUUUAUUUUUAGCACUCUGUGCAAAAUUUCUUUUUGAGAGACUAAAGCACAUGGCACCUGUCCUGGUCUCAUGUCUGCAUCAAGACUAAAGGAUCCAUUAUGGCUUGAAUAGUGAAGCCUGAAGAAAUUUAGAUGCAAGACAAAGCCAGUUUAAUCCUGGAAGUGUCUAACUUUUUGUUUUGUAAGAUAUGUGAAUUAAGUGCUGAUAUUCUCUAGUGUAGAGGUAGCAGCUAUAGAUUCCUCCUGCAGAAAACUAAAUGUAUAGACCCUUGUGUACAGACUUGUGUAUAAACAAUCUUUUGUACAUAUACACAUAGAAUAGCCUUUUUGAAUCUAUACAGCUGUACAUAAAAGUAGCUGGUAACAGUUGAGCUUUAGUUGUGCCUAUGGUUUGGAUCUUUCUCCAAUGUACAUGUGGGACUUUCCUUAAGAUUAAAGUUGCAUAUCCUAAGUGUGAGUGA